Molecule: messenger RNA, 956 nt
Organism: Cucurbita pepo subsp. pepo (vegetable marrow)
Lineage: Eukaryota; Viridiplantae; Streptophyta; Magnoliopsida; Cucurbitales; Cucurbitaceae
Source: RefSeq, a predicted model, not a curated record
GUAGUCAUAAUUAUAUCUUCUGAUAUCUUCUGGAGAUGGGCGAUCCGUUCAGACGGCAAUCACUGAAGUAGUUCAGCGUCAUUUUCUCAUAAGAUUCUCCAGAUCUUCAAUCGUUCUCCAUUUCUCCAUCAAUGGUGGGAUUUUUGGCAACUAUUACGCGCCUGUACCCUCCCUCAGCCCAAUUAUAGGGGCAUCGCCAAAAUAAGAGAGUUGGGUGUUUGAGCAAAUAACCGUCCUCCGGAAAACACCAUAGCACAGCUAGCUGGUUUUUGAGAUCUGGAAAACACCUCCGUUCCACCAAGGAUCAAGGGUUAGGUAAGUACUUCUGGAUUUGAUGGCUUCUUCAUCCCACAUUUUGGAGGAAGAGAAAGAAGAGAUAGAUUCGGAUGAUGAAUUUUUUCAAGACGGUUACCAUACUAUCACUAAAAAGGAAGAGAUGGAAUAUUAUUGUGCAGUCCAAGAAUCCCAGGGUUUUGAUGUACCAGAUUUUGGUACCGUUUAUGCAUUUAGUCUCAUCACUCCAAUGAAAUUGCAUGAGUUCCCGAGUAUGCUUAAAGAGGUUCAAAUCUCACCAAAUGAAGCUAUCAAACAUUACAACAACGAAAAUGGAACUAAUUUUGAACUGGUAGACAUUGUGAAGGCUAAUCAUUCGGGGUGUUGUGGCUCAAUGUAUUACAUCACAUUUAAUGUGAAGCCGAUUGGAACUUCGGUAGAAUUUCCCCCGAUAACCUUCCAAGCUAAAGUUUAUUACGCUAUUCCUAUAAAAGAUAUUAUAGACGUCGAACUUUGCAGGCCAAAGCCCUCUAAUUAGCGACCGAUAAGUUACUAAUUAUUUUUUAUCAUAUUAUUUUGUUUCGACAUGAGGUCUACUUUGUACUCAAGACUGUUACAUAAUUUUUUUUUUGAAACAAUUAACUAUAUUGGUGUUAUGAUUGAAAUUUGUAUGGUUUUUUUUA